Peromyscus leucopus (white-footed mouse) is the source of this 1796-nucleotide messenger RNA. RefSeq names its product SH3 and SYLF domain containing 1 (gene Sh3yl1). Bases 551 to 1573 code for a protein of 340 amino acids. The transcript has 10 exons. Lineage: Eukaryota; Metazoa; Chordata; Mammalia; Rodentia; Cricetidae. Gene Ontology annotation, molecular function: phosphatidylinositol binding; protein binding. The record is from RefSeq and is a predicted model, not a curated record. Gene Ontology annotation, cellular component: ruffle membrane.
GAGGGCGGGGCUGACGGGAGGGCGGGGCCUGGCAACCGCGUCUGGAGUCUCCUCUGUGCUGUGGCCACACGCCUAGGGACAGAGGGCGGAGUGAACGCGCAGAUAAGGUCACGGUGGCACGGUGCUGUGCAGGGCGGAUGAGGACGUGCCAGGGCGGCCAAUGAGCUCCGGGACACUGGCUCACGGACCCUCCCUGGGCGGCGCUCCUCUGCUCCGAGGCACCGCCCUCGUGGGCAGGGUACCCCGUUGGACCACCGGACCCUAGGCCGCGCGUUACUGCACCAUCAGUGGGUUUUCCCGAUUAAAAAGAGGGGUGGUUUAGAAGGUUCCAGAGGAAUGAGGCGGGUGGGCGCAACUGAGCUAUGUUUUCUGAGCAAGGUCCUAGGGCUGGUGAUUGCAUUGGCGAAAGCAGGGCGUACACCUACUCCCUCACCUGGAUCAGGUGCGCGCCCGUUGGGCGGGUCCUGUCCGAGAGGCUGGCCAAGGAGAACGCCUUCCUCUUCCUGGGCUGGUGUGAGGAGCUCCGGCACCGAGCGGAGCGGCGGGCAUCAUGAAUAACCCUAUACCUUCCAAUCUGAAAUCCGAAGCAAAGAAGGCUGCCAAAAUAUUAAGAGAAUUCACAGAAAUAACUUCCAGAAAUGGGCCUGAUAAGAUCAUUCCUGCCCAUGUGAUUGCAAAAGCAAAAGGACUUGCAGUUUUGUCUGUGAUUAAAGCUGGAUUUCUGGUGACAGCCAGGGGAGGCAGUGGGAUUGUCCUGGCACGUCUUCCAGAUGGAAAAUGGUCUGCACCUUCAGCCAUUGGGAUAGCUGGGCUUGGUGGAGGAUUCGAAAUAGGAAUAGAGGUAUCGGAUUUGGUGAUAAUUCUGAAUUAUGACAGAGCAGUAGAAGCCUUUGCAAAGGGCGGAAACCUGACACUUGGAGGGAAUUUUACUGUAGCAGUUGGGCCCCUUGGCAGGAACCUGGAAGGAAACGUGUCCUUGAGGAGCUCUGCAGCUGUCUUCACUUACUGCAAAUCCAGGGGCCUCUUUGCUGGCAUUUCCCUGGAAGGAAGCUGCUUGAUUGAAAGGAAAGAAACUAAUCGGAAAUUUUACUGUCAGGACAUUCGAGCUUAUGACAUUUUAUUUGGAGAUGUUCCACGGCCUGCCCAAGCAGAAGAUCUUUAUGAAAUUCUUGAUUCCUUUACUGAAAAGUAUGAAAGUGAAGGACAGCGCAUCAAUUUGAGGAAAGUAGCGCAGGAGCAGAGGAAGGCUAAAGAAUUACCUCCAAAACCAUCAUCAAGACCACAGCAAUCCCGAGCACCUGGCCAGCUGAAUGCCGGCUCCCAGAGUAAUGGAAAUGAAUAUAAGCUAUAUCCUGAGCUUUCUAGCUAUCAUGAGAAAACUGGUAGUUUGAAUCAGCCAAUGGAAGUGACAGCACUGUACUCUUUUGAAGGGCAACAGCCAGGUGAUUUGAAUUUUCAAGCCGGAGACAGAAUCACAGUUAUAUCAAAGACGGACUCACAUUUUGAUUGGUGGGAAGGAAAGCUUCGAGGUCAAACUGGAAUUUUUCCAGCCAACUAUGUAACUAUGAAUUAAAGUUCCUGCUAGUUUGUUAUUUAAUAAUUACACAAAAAUAUUUCUACACAGACAGGAUUCAUUUAUUUACAUUAAUUUGUUUAAACACAUCCUUGCUCUGCAAGUAUUUUAUCCAGUUGGAAAAGAUUUUUCUCUGCAUAUAAAUAAAUGGUUAAAUUAACAUGUUGCUAAACACUUUGUAUUAACUUAAUCACAUAAACUAUUCUACAGUUGCCAGCAACAA